AUAAUAAUCCGCUGCUGCUUUGCAAUUUGCAUUUGCCUUCUUCCCAAAUUAAUCCCCUGGUCUUCUCUGUUUCCCAGAGCUACUGUAGUAGUGUGUGUUCGGUUCCGUUAACUGAAUGGCAUUAAUUUCUGGUUCAGUGACCAGCUUUACAGGUUUAAAUAUUUCAAAACCGCUGUUGCCCUCUCCGAAGUUAACUGCGAAUACAUUAGUAAAUUACCCAAAAACCCAUGUUUGCUUUGAAAAGACUUCUGUAACAAGACCUCUGUAUUUUGUUCGAGGAGGUUAUGGUGCCAAAUAUGUUUUAUCAGCAGGAAGCAGAAACUACGAGCCAAGUUCACAUUAUGAUGGGAACAGACCCUUUUGGUUAGCACCCUCCCAGGAAUUUAUGAGGGCUUUAAAAUCUGUGUUUGUGUUUCUUGCUGAGCAGCCUAGCCAGCUGAAGUACAUUGAGUGGCCAGGUUUCCAGAAUACGCUGAAGACUGCUACUUUGACUCUUGUUCUUGUGGCAAUGCUUAUUGUUGUGUUAUCAUCUGUUGAUUCCGGUCUCUGGUACUUGCUUGCCUCAAUUUUAAGAAAACCUGCAUGAUUGUGUGUUGCCUCAGCAUGAUAAUCAUGACGAUUAUAUUCAGAAGGCAUGGGACACAGGUUCUAGCUUAUGCUGCUGCAUUAAAAGAAGAGAAUUCCAUAGCAGAUACGUCUUUGUUACAUAUUUGCAUCGUGAUUUCAGCAUGGCACCUUCCUGUACGAGUGUAUGCUAUUCAUUGUGUGUGAUUGUAUUAAAUUUUAACAAAUGAAUUUCACUAUGAUGAAUUGCAUUAGUAUACAUUAGGGUUAGCAUUUAGCAAUCUGUAAAUGUUCAUUUCUUUUUAUCAAGAUAGUUGAUAUUUUGUUUCUGCAACCACUUAAACACUAUGGGUCUUGAAACAUAACGAGACUGUCACUUGUUGACCGUAAUAUGGUAACAGAAGUAAAGUUUUUAUGAUAAUAGUUUUAGCAUUUUCUA
Messenger RNA from Erigeron canadensis, 1003 nucleotides. RefSeq lists its product as uncharacterized. The coding region runs from base 116 to 586 and encodes 156 amino acids. Gene Ontology annotation, biological process: protein targeting. The transcript is spliced from 6 exons. The record is from RefSeq and is a predicted model, not a curated record. NCBI's taxonomy places the organism in Eukaryota, Viridiplantae, Streptophyta, Magnoliopsida, Asterales, Asteraceae. Gene Ontology annotation, cellular component: membrane.